UGCGACUGCGGUUGUUGCUACUUCCGAUCCCGCACCAGUUGCGGCUCCGCCGCCAGUUGUCACCCCAAAAGCAGUUACUCCAAAAGCGGUAACCCCGGUGAGACAACCAUCGGAGGAAAUGCCGAAACCGGUAAAGCUUCUUGCAGUAAACCUGCUGAGCAGUGUAUACAGGUGGAGAAAUCAUUCAAGCAGUUUGGUUUAGAUGCUUGGUUCAAGCCGGAGAAAUUGCACCCGAAAGUGGAAUCGCUGAUCUACUGGCGCGAUGUUAAGAAAUCAGCAAUCGUGUUCGGCAGUGACCUAACAAUCCUGCUCGCCAUGUCGCUAAUUUCGUUGAUCAGUGUUUUCUCGUACGUUUCGCUGCUGGUCCUGCUCGGAACCGUUUCGUUCCGAAUCUACAAGAACGUGCUUCAGGCCGUACAAAAGGCCUCCGAAGGACACCCGUUCAAAGAAUACCUGGACUUUGAUUUGACCCUAUCGCAAGAGAAAGUAUCAGCUGCGGUUGCUGUAGCGCAUGCCAACGCUCUGCUGUUGGAGUUACGCCGUCUGUUCCUGGUGGAAGAUGUAAUCGAUUCUAUCAAGUUUGGCGUUGUCCUUUACUGCUUAGCCUAUGUCGGUGCCAUUUUCAACGGAAUGACGUGUGUCAUCAUUGUAUUCGUUGCACUAUUCACCUUGCCAAAGGUCUACGAAAAUAACAAGCAGUCGAUAGACGCUUACUUGGAACUGGUCAGAAGCAAAAUUCUGGAAAUCAUCGAAAAAUUAAAAGCCGCCGUUCCUCUGGGAAAGAAAGCCGAACUCGAUAAGGAGAAAUAAGUUGAUAGCUUGUAAUUGUAAAAAAAACCCUUUUAUUUUUUUUUGUAAUUGUAAAAAAAUCCCUUUUUUUAAUCCACAAUAGUGCUAUCCAUUGGUCUCUGCGCGCAGAUAAACUUCUCACGCUCCUUAUAACCAGUGACGAAACUCGUAUUGAUAUAAUCCGACAUGGACAGUCCGUUCAUCGUCGACUUUACGCGCGUCUGAUCAUAAG
This is a messenger RNA of Topomyia yanbarensis, 1021 nucleotides long. Its product is annotated as reticulon-1-A-like. The record is from RefSeq and is a predicted model, not a curated record. The annotation marks the transcript as partial. The transcript has a single exon. NCBI's taxonomy places the organism in Eukaryota, Metazoa, Arthropoda, Insecta, Diptera, Culicidae.